UCGCUCCCUGCACCAAAAGCCACAAAUCACAAGCUCGACUCACACAGCGGAGGCAAGACGUAAAGGGGGGGGGGGGGGAAGCACAGCGAGCCGACACGACAAAACCCGACGGGGGCUGGGGGUUGGAAAAAAAAUAAAAAUAAACCGGUGUGCACGGAUCGCUAUUUUUCUAGCUUGCAUUGUUAGUGCAAACCUCCCCCCUCCCUCCCUGGCCAGGUCCGGAUGGAGAGAGAGGGAAUCGGCACGGACCAAGACGGACGAGAUCGGAUGUCUCAUCGCUGACGAUGACCGAGACCGACAGGACGUGCCGGAGGAGCCGGGGACUGGAGCUGGGGGGCCACUGGAUGGGACAGCGCUGCGCCCUGCUGGACGGAGGCAGGUAAAGCGCCCCCAGCUGUCAGCAGGCGGGACUUCGACAGCGGCGGUGAGAGACGCACAUGCUCGCUGCCCCCUGCCUAACGAGGAUAAAAACCGCCACGGAGCGCGGCGGGAGCGGCACCUGGAACUCCGCGCUCGGAGCUCAGCUCUGCCGGGAAGACUGACUGAUCCGGCGCCUCCGACGAGCGACGCCCAACUGACGCCGAGCUCAGAGAACUUCCCACAGAGACGUUUCAGCACUCCCAGGUGGCUAACACCCCCCCCCCCCCCAGACAAGCAAACGUUGGACCGGUGUGCUUUACGACAUGCUGGGGCUCGGAAGGGGGGCACCAUGGGGCAACAGGGGAGCUCCGGGUUCGAAUGCUACGUUUUCUCCAAUUCUUAAUAGCCCUUGUGGAGAGGGACGAAAUACCAGGGGGGUCAAGGUGCACAGGAGUGACCCACAGAUCGGGGGCUGAUGAGGAAGACUGAUUUAUUCCUGCACAGUUUGUUUAUGGUCAGAGAAGUCUAACAGACUAUUAUAACAAGUCAGCUCUUGCUCUUUCCUGUCAUUCGGCUCCGGAAUCAUCGGCAAACGAUUUCUUAGCGACGAAGGGAACAAAUAGGAGCAGGCAGGUGAGAGAGAGCAAAAAAAAGAAAAAAGGAAAAAAAGAAGAAGAAAAUCCCUGAGCAAACGAUGAUAACGAACCGGAGUGAGAGGCUUGCGCAGGCAGGAGGACAAGAAGAAGAGGAGGCGGCGCGGGAAUGAGUAAACGACAGCGGCGAGGAAAAGUGGAGGGGACAGAACAAUAAGCUGCCCCCCCCCCCCUCCGUGACCAACCGGCGCCGCUCAGGGACCGAGAGACUCCAUAAGCCUAUUUGGGGCGACCAUGGGACCGUUUCCUUGUGGGAUUAACGCUUCUCCUGACACAGCUUCAGCUGAGUGGGACUUAGGAUUCCCGUAAAAAAAAAAAAAAAAGAAUAAAACGUACUCUCGAUUCCGUCUGGAUUAAAACGGGGUCCCGGCCGCAUCGGAUCCGGACACUCUUGCGGAAAACGGGAUUUUUUUUUCCCCCCUUUCUCUUUCAUCUUUUUCCACUCCGGCGUAACGUGGUGAAUGUGACCACUCCCUAUAGCGACGGCAGCACCUCCACAUCCAGGGGAUGUGCCGCGCUCCCCGACUCAGGAGGAACCGGCGAUACGCGCAGCCCACGCGAAGAUCCUGACGCCGGAGGUUCGAGGACACUUAAGGCUACCAUGCCAAACGUCCCACCCCAACACCCUCCUGGAGAACCACACCCAUCCCUGACCCUGGACCACCCAUCCAGGCAGUCACGAAUCCACCCGCUAUCCCGACAUCGCCCUCCAAAGCUGAUUCACCUGGACAGAGACACACCCAUCCGCCAACCCGAUGAUGACCUCCACCUAACGCAUAAAGCUCAUCUCUGUCCAAAGCCCAAUAUUCCCUCCCCAAAGCAGCAGAGAACCUUAGGAAUCUCUAGGUUCCACCCUUGUGCAGUCUUGUUGACCCUAGUGACCUGUACAGGCCUUCUGCCGGCCCCCAUAUUGGCGGGCGAGACCUGGGGCAUGGUGUCCCACUGCCCCAUCCACUGUGUGUGCCGGAACCUCUCAGAAUCCCUCAGCACGCUUUGCGUCAACAAAGGUCUCCUCUUUGUGCCACCCAACAUCGACCGUCGCACCGUUGAGCUCCGGUUAGCUGAUAACUUCAUCCUGGAGGUUGGCGGUGACGACUUUGCCAACAUGACCGGCCUAGUUGACCUGACACUGUCCCGGAACACCAUCCACGCCCUGCGGCCGUUGGCCUUCGCUGCCUUGGAGAGCUUGCGCUCGUUGCACCUGGACACCAACCGGUUGACAGUAGUAGGGCCGCGCGACCUGGCAGGCCUCCUCAACCUGCAGCACCUCAUCCUCAACAACAACCAGCUGACCGAUGUGUCGGGCGAGGCCUUCGACGACUUCCUGCCCACGCUCGAGGACCUAGACCUAUCCUACAACAACUUGCGCAAGGUGCCCUGGGACGCCAUCCAGAACAUGGCCAGCCUGCACACGCUCAACCUGGACCACAACCUCAUAGACCACAUCGCCGAGGGCUCCUUCGGCGAGAUGUACAAGCUGGCCCGGCUGGACAUGACCUCCAACCGGCUGCAGACUCUGCCACCUGACCCUCUGUUCGCCCGCUCGCAGACAGGCGUGAUUAGUCCCACCCCCUACAAUACCAUCAUCAGCCUCAACUUCGGUGGCAACCCACUGCAUUGCAACUGCGAGCUCCUCUGGCUGCGCAGGCUGAUACGGGAGGACGACAUGGAGACGUGUGCCACACCCUCGCACCUUGCUGGCCGCUACUUCUGGUCCAUCCCUGAGGAGGAGUUCAUCUGUGAGCCCCCACUCAUAACCCGGCACACACACAAGCUCUGGGUGCUGGAGGGCCAGCGGGCCACCCUCAAGUGCCGUGCCAUCGGCGACCCUGAGCCGGUCAUCCACUGGGUGUCCCCGGACGACCGCAUUGUGGCCAACACCAGCCGCACCCGCUCGUACCGCAACGGCACGUUAGACAUCCUGGUGACGCGGGCACGUGACGACGGCGCCUACACCUGCAUCGCUAUGAACGCUGCUGGUGAGGCCACCGCCCUGGUGGACCUCAAGAUCAUCCCACUGCCACACCGUGGCAACGGCACCACGCCCCGUGUCUACGGCCGCGACCCCGCCUCUUCUGACAUCACUAAUGGCAAGGGAGGCACCGACGGACCCGGGACCUCGGCUGUGGCCCGCAACAUCACAGCGCAGGACAAGUCCUGGGGGAGGGGGGACAGCAGAGUGGGGGUGCUGGGGGUGACGUCGAGCACGGCGCAGGUGCACUGGCACCUCGGAAGGUCCUCGGGGGGCUACGUGGUGUGGAUGUACCAGAUUCAGUACAACUGCACUGCCGACGAGACCCUGGUUUACAGAAUCCUGCCGUCGAGCACAAGCAGCUUCCAGUUGAGGAACCUGGUCGCCGGCGCAGACUACAGCCUCUGCGUGCUAGCCAUCUUCGACGGCAUCAGCGCCAUGGCCUCCACCGCCGUCCUGGGCUGCGUGCAGUUCAGCACCAAGGACGGCUACCCAGAAUGCCGCUCGCUGCAGGCCCACUUCUUGGGCGGCACCCUGACGGUGAUGGUGGGCGGCGUGGUGGUGGUGACGCUGCUGGUGUUCACCGUCGCCAUGAUGGUCCGGCACAGGGCGUGCGGCGGUCACCACGGCGACGUGGGCGGGGCCUCCUUCCCGCCAAUGCCGCGCAAAGCCAUGGAUGUCUGCCUGCAGACCAACGGCAAUGGGGGCGUGGUAAUGGUGGUGGUGCCCAACGGGGCUCUGCCACCCCCCCGGGGGAAGGGGCAGCCCCCCAAGCACAAACUCAAAGCCCCUCCACAGACUAAAAGCCCAGGGCAGGGCACUCAGGGUGGGGACAGCGCCGAGAGCGAGAGGCUCACACUCUACUACUCCGCCAUGAAUACCCCAGCCCUGCCACGGCUGGCCUGUGGCACCAGGAAGCACAGGGACAAAACUAGGGACAAAUGCACGACCUCAGCCACUGGGGGGCAGUACAGGGUGACUGCUCGGAGGGCCAGUGUGGGCGGGGCAGCACUGGUUAAGCGGGGCGGAAGCCCCUCCCCGGAGGAGGCGUCGCUAACCCUUGCGGGAGCCAAGCGCAGCUGUUCCUUCGACAUGGGCGAGAUCGCCACGGCAACCUGCUAUAGCUACGCCAAGCGGCUCAGCGUGAUCUGGACACGGCGGAGCCAAUCACUGCACGGCAUGCUGGUGCAGUGUGCCGCGGCCACCACUGGGGGCGGGCCGGAGCACUACGCGCAGGCGCUCAGGCAGGGCUACCUGCGCGCCUAUAACAGCUCCAACUCCAACUCCAACUGCAGCGUGGAGGCCGACGCCGACGACCUGGAGGAGACGGUCGUCUAGGAGGACUGCCACCAGGGGGCGCUAGAGGCGCCCAGGCCGCAGAGGUUCACGAAAGACAGGGUUCAUGAAAGUGGAGAGAGAGAGGCUACGAUGAAGUGUGAAAGUGAGAAAUGUGAGCACGCCCGGAUUAGUAAGCACACGGAGGCACGUGCAAAGAGUGGAAAAAUCCCACGUGGGCGUCGAUCCAUAGACAAACACCAGCCGUCGCAUACCAGGUCAUACAUGCCUGCUCAGCUGUGAUUCAUGUUUGAACAAGCAUCUGGAAAAGAGCUGAAGGACAAUAUUGGCAGAGACUGAAAAUAAGGUUGACGGGACAACUUUCGGGAAGCGAGCAGAGCAGGCCAAUGUUUAGCGAGGAAACAUUUGUGUGAAGCACAAGCAUGAAGCUGCUCUCCAUGCCGCUGGGCGAGUUCAUCCAUUCACAGCAGAAGAUGGAUUUCCAUCAAAGAAUACGACAUUGUUUUCCUUUGUAUAAAUACAUCAUGUGCAGGUAUCAUCUCAAAGAUUAUAGAAGAUUAUGUAAAAUUAUGUAGAACUUUUUAAAAUUUACUACUACAGAAAAUGUUAACGAAACUCCUGAAUAAUCGUCACACGGAUCAAGGUACAGUGUAACUAUGAAUGACACCCCACAAUAUGAAUAACUGUGGUUUUCUUUUCCAAUGUGUUCUUAAUUUGCCAGUUAUGUUUCUGUCAAUUUACUAUUCUGGUUGAUUAAAGUGGACUGGUUUAAGAGCUGCCCCCGGUA
Messenger RNA from Paramormyrops kingsleyae, 5068 nucleotides. It is a transcript of the gene lrfn4a, whose product is annotated as leucine rich repeat and fibronectin type III domain containing 4a. Gene Ontology annotation, molecular function: protein binding. NCBI's taxonomy places the organism in Eukaryota, Metazoa, Chordata, Actinopteri, Osteoglossiformes, Mormyridae. The record is from RefSeq and is a predicted model, not a curated record.